AUGGCAGCAGGUAAUACAAGCUUCGAUAUCAGACUCAUUUACCAAUUCGAGGAACCGGUUUUGUCAAAAACACAUGCAAUGAUCGCCAUCAAUUCCAAGUUCACCAACUCCGAUCAGUACUUUGAAGCCAAAACACUCGAUGACAUUAAAUCAACUACACAUCAUCUCAGAAAACAUUAUCCCAAAUAUCUUGUUGUUCCCGUCAUGAUUACCAAUUUUGCUAUUUCACAUUCUCUUUUGGAAAAAUAUGGAAAAGACAUUAUCAUCUAUCACUCUGGAAACAUUCAUCACUUCUUUCCUAGUCUUUGGAAUCGUAUCAAGUUGGAUGGUCAGGUUUCAAACCCAGUAACUGGAUUAGGAAUAAAGAUGGAUACAUUUAUUAGUAAAUCACAUGCCAUGAUUUAA
Cavenderia fasciculata is the source of this 405-nucleotide messenger RNA. RefSeq lists its product as uncharacterized. The coding region runs from base 1 to 405 and encodes 134 amino acids. Lineage: Eukaryota; Evosea; Eumycetozoa; Acytosteliales; Cavenderiaceae. The record is from RefSeq and is a predicted model, not a curated record. The transcript is spliced from 2 exons.